Eremothecium cymbalariae DBVPG#7215 is the source of this 1710-nucleotide messenger RNA. RefSeq lists its product as uncharacterized. The record is from RefSeq and is a predicted model, not a curated record. The transcript has a single exon. Gene Ontology annotation, molecular function: transmembrane transporter activity. Gene Ontology annotation, biological process: transmembrane transport. Bases 1 to 1710 code for a protein of 569 amino acids. Lineage: Eukaryota; Fungi; Ascomycota; Saccharomycetes; Saccharomycetales; Saccharomycetaceae.
AUGUCGAUGAUGAAGCUUGACUUCACAGUCGUUCCGGGCGAUUCAUACCUUGUUCAAAGAUCUGUCGAAGACGAGGAUAAAAAUAAAGUUGUUUUGAAUCCCACACCUUCUGAUGAUCCGGAUGAUCCUUUGAACUGGGAAUUUAGGAGGAAGUGGCUGGCUGUGGUCUGUGUGCUUGCAUAUACGUUGGGGGUUGUUGUUCCCACAGCGGCAAUAUAUUCCGUGUUGACCAGUAUUGAGCAGAGCACUGAUAUUAGUCUUGAGAAGUUGAACCAUGGAACAGGGUAUAUGUUCCUAUUUCUUGGUCUUGGGGGUUUGGUUUUCCAACCUUUAGCGCUACAAUAUGGAAAGAGGCCUGUAUACCUGUUUUCUAUGCUUUCCACAGCUGCCAUAUGCCUUUGGCCGUCUUUCAUAAAGACGAACGACAUGUGGAUUGUGUCAAAAAUCUUGCAAGGCUUUGUAGGAUCACCAAUUGAAUCACUGCCGGAAAUAACUAUGUCAGAUUUAUUUUUUGAACAUGAAAGAUCGCUAGGGUUAUCUUUGUACGCAUUGAUGCUGCUUGUUGGAUCUUACCUCGCGCCAGCUGUUUCGGGCUUCGUGUCAGACAGUGAGAGUUGGAGGUGGGUAAUGUGGGGAUGCGCUGUACUUGAUGUUUUCUGUUUCAUAUUCCUAUUCUUCUUCAUGGAAGAGACGAAUUACAAUCGUGUAUUGAAGAUUAAUGGCAAAACCAAUAGGCUUAUUAUUCCAGCCAUUCAUCAAAACAACUCUAAUGUAGUAAUACAAUUGUGCACUGCUGGUCGGAGCGAUGGUAGUCUUUCUUCAGAGGAACAGAAAGAACCUAUUGCAGCUACAAAUCUGGAACAACCUAAUGGUUUUGCUGUUUUCAAUCAGGCGUCUGAUGUUGUCGUUGUAUCUUCAGAUUAUGAACCCAAGUAUACUUCCAAAUCAUUUUAUUCCAAGUUGUCUUUAAUCAGUGGAAAGAAGCCGAAGUUUUUAUUACACCAGUACUUCAUAAUGCCAUUUUUGAUGUGUAGGUUUCCUAUCGUUUUGUGGGCUGGCUUUCUGUAUGGGACUUCACUGAUCUCUUUCAAUGUGAUGAAUGCAACAGGAGCUUUAAUAUUAACCGGUGUACCUUAUAAUUUUGAAACCAACAUUUUUGGAUUGGCAUAUAUAUCCCCCACGAUAUUCAGCCUCAUACUAUUCUACAUCUCUGGUUACUUUUCAGACCAAUUAAAAAUACGCAUAGCUGUUUGGAGGGGCGGUAAAUCAUUGGCGGAGGAUCGUUUAUGGGUCCUUAUACCCUAUGUUCUACUUGGGUUUUUCGCUUGUAUCCUCUGGGGUGUAGGUGCGGAGCACAAAAUACAUUGGUCAGGAUUGGUUAUUGCAAUGGGCAUCCUUGGAGGAUGCGGUAUCUUUGGAAUCGUAACAAGUACCACAUAUAUUGUUGAUUGUUACAAAGAACUAGCAACAGAAGCUAUGGUUGUUGUAAUUUUGAUUCGUAACCUUAUGUCUUUCGGUAUUAGUUACGGGAUAACUAGUUGGGUUCAGAAUAUGGGUUAUAAGAAAUGUUUCAUAGCAUUGGCCUUUAUUUCUCUUGUGUGCAAUUCUAGUUUUAUUCUUAUGGCGAAGGUUGGCCCUUGGUGUAGAAAUAAGCAAAAGCAAACUUAUUGGGAAACUGUUCAGCGUUGCCGAAAUCUAGGUAUGCAUUGA